Molecule: messenger RNA, 2071 nt
Organism: Gadus macrocephalus (Pacific cod)
Lineage: Eukaryota; Metazoa; Chordata; Actinopteri; Gadiformes; Gadidae
Exons: 8
Coding region: 53-1768 (571 amino acids)
Biological process (GO): double-strand break repair involved in meiotic recombination
Source: RefSeq, a predicted model, not a curated record
CAGACCGCGGCAGCAGCCUGAGAGAGAUGACGUGUUAACUUAAUGUUGCGUUAUGAACCUUAUCCUCAGUAUGACGUCGCGACUGUCAUUCAGUCCUAAAGGGGUACUGAUGAUUAGCAGCGCUCUGUGUUUAAGAGGGAAGAUGGGAAGAGGCCGAACUAAGAGCCCCUCCAGCCUUGGCCCGGUCCAGCCCCAGCAGAGGGCGCUGCGCUCCAGGAGGAGAGAAUCAGCCAUGUCCAGUGAAAAGCAAACCAAACAUAACCCCCCGGAGGCCCUCCCGCCAUGCCCUCCCCAGCCCGCUGCCCCGGGGCCGACCCAGGAACCGGCUCCAACCAGCGGCCGGGCCGGACCUGGGAUGGACUGGGCGGUGACAGAGAGUGAUGGUGAAACAUCAGGGCUCACAAGUAGCCUCAAAACCACAACGUUGAGCGAACACAACCCAGACAACAGAGAGGACUCCAUGGAGGUAGAGGACCAGAGCCUGACCUCCUCCACCUGUACGGAUGGCAACACGAUACAUGACAACAUGGACCUGUGUGGGGCACUCACUGAGGUGGGGGAGGGGGGAGAGGCAGAGGGCUUCGAGACUCUCUACCCAACAGGAAGGAUGAAAGAGGAAGAGGAUGGUACUGAACACCAGAGAUCUGACCCCGUGUGCUCAGCAGAGGACAGGGAGUCUGGUACUGAGCCCGUUGAAGGGAUGCUAUCGAGGAAGAGGAAGAGGAUGGGCGUGUGUGUUCUGACAGAGAAGGAGAGGAGCCACUUCUUAAAAAAGCAUGAGAAUGAGAAACUCCAAAACGAGGCAGAGGAGAAGAGAGUUGGAGAUACGGGUCGCACUGGAGACAGUGACGUGGAGCUGGAGGAAGAUCCUGACGAGGAGUCUCACUCAGAGGCAGGAGAAGGGUGGGUGGUGUCCGUGUUCAACUCACCCGUGACUCAAGGCAUCAAAGUAGGACCUUUGACAGAGCAGAGUGAGCUGGAGGAGGAACCAGCGCCCCCAACUGGUGGAGCAGGGGACAGCUCCUCUGAAGCAGCCUGUGAGGAGGGCAGCGAUGCGGUCAGCCCAACAGAUCCCGUCCGCUCAGAGGAGAGCGAUCCCCGGGCGAGGGCGAGCGAGGACUGCGGACGCGGGCCGCUCAGCGACAGAGAAGCCCGCCUCCCCAUGGAGAUGGCAGGAAGAAAAGAUGAACCCGAAAAACAAGAGAAUGUGAAGGAGGCUGUGGCAGAGCCCCACCGUGCCCCCACCCAGGUCCCGAGUAGCGUGAACAUUGACCUAACAGAGAGUCAGCGAGAGGAAGUGCAGACCCCCCAGCAGCCCACGGACAGCUCAGCCACAACAGGGGGUCUCUCUGAGACGCAGGGGUCACAGCCCAGUCACUCACUCAUGGACACUGGACUAGGAAGGUCCGAACCUAUCGGGACGCCGCCGGGCCCUGCUGCAGCAGCCCCUAGUGGCGGGGAGGAGAACGGCAACAGCGGACCUUUGGAGGAGGUCGACAUCGCUGCGUCUCCUGCUCCCCAACCCCUGCUGGCCAGAGCCACCCCCGACCUGGUGGGCUUCGGACCCUUCGACUACAUCUCUGACUCUCAGCUCCAAGACAUCAGUCUGAUGGAGGCGCAGGGGGGCGGCCCCCCGUCCCUGGAGGACGCCAGCGCCCAGGUCCGCGGGCUGGGCCAGGAGCUCUCCUACCUGAAUCGCAUCGUCAUGGCGACCCAGAGGAAGGUUGAACUCUUUCGCCGUGGCAACCGGGGCCCCAAGGCCCACUAGAGGCCCUCAGACCCGUUAUGGCUCUUCAGUUAUUACAUCAAGGGCCUUUGGUAUUCAUACUUUACCUCAUUGUUCUCUCGUUCAUAAGGCUGACUUUUAGUACUUAUUUAAGAUGUGUUGCUCACUGUUCACUUGUUAGAGACAAACAAUCGAGUCAUGCAAGUAAUUCAUGCACUCGACAUUGAUGAAUCACACCAACAGAUAAGAGUUCAAGUGGUUGUAUUCAAGAAACACGUUUAACAUAGUAAAUCAAAUAAACAAAAAUGAACAAAAACACUCAAUUAUUAAAAGAUUUAAAAUGUU